This is a messenger RNA of Aspergillus sclerotioniger CBS 115572, 523 nucleotides long. RefSeq lists its product as uncharacterized. The record is from RefSeq and is a predicted model, not a curated record. NCBI's taxonomy places the organism in Eukaryota, Fungi, Ascomycota, Eurotiomycetes, Eurotiales, Aspergillaceae. The coding region runs from base 14 to 523 and encodes 169 amino acids. The transcript is spliced from 4 exons.
ACACAAAGUCAUUAUGUCUUCCGAGCUUCCAGAUAUUGUCGGAUUGAAGCGCGCCGUGGAAAGGGGCCAGCGCGUUGGCCCCGAGGAUGUCUCUGCUUUAGCACAGACUGAGAGCGAAUUGACCGGUGCCGGCCCCAUCAGAGGCGGAACAGCGGCAACUGCUCAAAGUCUAGCCAUGAAACAGAUGAACUUUGACGAAAUACUGGACGAACUCUCUCGAAAGCCCCAAAGCCACAUAACCCAGGAUGAUGCUCGAGAGCUUUAUGCAGCGGAGGGCCGAGCUUUCAACAAACCUCCGGGCCCGGGGUCCAUUGCAGCCCAGGUCCGUUCUAUAGCCGAUCGAAACGAGGCCCUUGGGGUGCCUGCUGUGCCAGGAGAAGCUCCGGUGUAUAUUACCAAGGAGGAUGCGAGUGAGGCGCAGCAUGCUGAGUCGACGAUAUAUGGCGGGCAGAAUCCACGGGGUGGAAUUGCGGCGCAGAUGCAGAGCGCUGCCGAUAAGAUCAAUAAUGCGCACCGAGAAUAA